Caenorhabditis elegans is the source of this 3063-nucleotide messenger RNA. RefSeq names its product Receptor-type tyrosine-protein phosphatase kappa (gene T13H5.1). Bases 92 to 2629 code for a protein of 845 amino acids. The transcript has 23 exons. NCBI's taxonomy places the organism in Eukaryota, Metazoa, Nematoda, Chromadorea, Rhabditida, Rhabditidae. Gene Ontology annotation, molecular function: hydrolase activity; protein tyrosine phosphatase activity; protein tyrosine/serine/threonine phosphatase activity. The record is from RefSeq and is marked reviewed.
UUUUGCAGAUAAGAUUUUUGCUGAACUCGAAGAAAUCUUCAUGCUUCUGGUUCAUAUUUAUUAUUGAGUUUGUUUUUGUAGAAAGCUCGAAAUGAUUGAAUCAAACAGCACAAGCAAAUUUUCUUCAUUUUUUCGACGAAAGCCAAAGGAUGUAAAGUUGGAUAUGAAUGGAAAUGGUCUUGUUAGUCCUCAUGAUGAACACCAGGACGAGCUCGAAGAUCCAAUGGCAUCUGUAUCGAUUCGUGUGCGAAACGAAGAAGGUGACGAUUUUGUUGUCUCUCCAAGUGACGUUGUUGAUAAUAUCAAUGAGAUAAAUUCUCGGCGGAGCAGUCGUCGAGACUCUACACCUGCUUCGUCAAUCCGACGAAGUCGUCCCUCAUCAUCUGCAUAUUUCAAUGAGAAUGGGGAACCAAUUGAAGGAAUUAAUAGACCACCAAGAAAAUUUAAAAGUAUGGACCACAUCAUGAUGAGAUUAUUCAAACCGUCUAAGGCAAGGAAAUCAAAAAGUGUUCGAGAUGCCGAGCCGGGAUUACGUUCCAUGCUCUAUGGAUUGUCCCAAAAACAAGAGAAGGAGGAGGCGAUUGCGAAAAAGCUGGCAAAAAAGAUGAUAAUACAAGAAGAGAAAGCGAUGCAGGCAGUUCCGACAUCUCCUGUGGAUGCAAGCAAAUUUGUGGCGUAUGUACAGGAAAGAAGGAAAAAACGAAUAUUGUUUAAAGGAGAAUACUUGAUGGUAAAUCGAUCCAUUGAUAACAAUAAAUGCCGUUGUGACGUUGGAAGUACAAUGAUGGAUAGGAAUCCAUAUCCGGAUACACUUCCGUACGAUUACAAUCGUGUGAUACUUCCUAGGAUAGAUGGAGAUGAGAAUUCGCAUUAUAUAAAUGCCAGUUAUGUAAAUAGUUGGCUACGGGAUAAAGCAUACGUGGUAACUCAGGCUGUUCGAACAAAACCAAUGAACGCCGAAUUCUGGAGAAUGGUUUGGGAAUUAGGAUCUAAUUGUAUUGUUAUGCUUACGAAGGUUUUCGAUUUUAUGAGGGUUAUGUGCUUACAAUACUGGCCACUAACCAAGUUUCAAUUUCGAGAAAUUGAAGUUGAAACAACAGAAGUAAAAACAUAUUCUCAUUUUGUGAUCAGAACAUUCAAACUGACAAGAACAACACCUGAAUCAAUUGAGACUCGGAUAGUCAAACAUUUUCAUUUCACCGAAUGGGAACUUGACUCAUUUCCAUACAUUUCUGCAUUCAUUGAACUUCGUCGACGUGUUCGACAGUUUAUGGAAAAGAAUCCAGUUGAGGCACCUAUGGUUGUACAUUGCAGCAACGGUGCUGGUCGGAGUGGUGCUUUCUUAGCACUGGACGCCAACUUGGAACUAAUGAAAAAGACAGGACAACUGGAUUUUUUCGAAUAUGCCAAAACGCUGGUGAACUCGAGGCCUCACCUUAUCGACAGCGUCGAACAGUACAUGUUCAUUUAUGAAGUACUUUCAGAGGCAGUUAUGUGCAAUGUUCAACCAAUUGAGAUGCAUUUACUAAAAGAGCGAAGCAGUAUGUACAAAGCAAAAAAGAACCGAGAACUCCUGGAAACUCAAGAAACGCAUGAAAACAAGCUUCUGAUGCAUCUGACGCCUACAUUGAGAAUCGGAGACUGCGCUGGUGGGCAUCGUCUCGAGAAUCGAGGAAAGAAUCGAGAUGUUAUGGUUGUACCUCCGGACCACGCAAGACCAUACCUUCAAACAUUACACGGAGAAAGUAAAGACUAUACAUAUAUCAAUGCAGUUGAGGUCGAUGGUUUCACUAGAAAAGCCGAAUUCAUUGUAACAGAAUGGCCAAAACAGAGCACUGUCGAUUCGUUUUGGACUUUAAUUUAUGAUCAUGCAUGCCACACGGUGGUUAAUUUGAGCAAUCAAGGAUCACAGAGACACUAUCCCUCGUUCAUUCACAACAAAGGAAAAGCAAACUAUGGGCCAUUCAUUGUUGAAAUUAUGAACUAUCAUCAGUAUCCUGCAAUGACAAGUCAUAUGGUCAAAGUAAUGAAACGGACAUUCAUGAUCAGCGACAUCAUGGCCACUGGAGCACAAAAUCAACAAAUUGAUGCAGAAGUUCGAAUUUGUUGCGUUAUUCAGGUCAGAAUGUGGCCUAUUGAAAACAAAGUCCCACUGUCAACAACUGGCCUCAUAGAUGUUAUCAAGAUGGCCAGAAGUUGGAGGAAAAGAGCACCAGAUCGUCCAGAAACCAAACCAACUAUUGUCAUGUCACAUAACGGAGUAUCCCGAGUUGGUGUGUACAUUGGAGCAAACAUAUGCAUUGAUCAAAUGGAUAUUGACCAUGAAGUUGACGUUUUUCAUGCAGUCAAAAUGAUGAGGAUCAAUAGACCACAGUUGAUUGAUAUGAAGGAUGAGUAUAAAUAUCUUUACGACGUGAUGUUGCAUUGGUACAUGACAAAUCCCGACUAUCGAAUCUAUGACAAAGAAGAUAGUGAAGAUACGGACAGUCAAAAAACAUCUCGACCGCCGUCAAAUCGUCAUUCAAUCAAAGAGAAAAGCUCGUUUAGGAGUAAAUUCUCAUUCCGUCGACGUAACACAACUCGUCAAAAUGAAAAUAACGCGGUAGAUCAACGUGUGAACAGCAAUUGAUUCAGCUCGUUUUUUCGAGAAUAUUCAAUUCUUAAUUCAGUUCCUUCAACGGGUCGUUCUAUUUCACUCAACAAUUGUUUUCUGAUAGAUUUUAUUUUGUUUGUAAAAUAUUAAUAUUUCUAAAUAUAGACGUUUUCCAUUUCUUCCCCUCUCACCCUUUCAGUACAGAAUGGUUCCACUUUUCACACAACAUUAAUACAUAUCAAAAAUUAUUGUUCUAUGUAUGCAUAUAUUUUUUCUGUGUAUUCUCUUUGAUAAGCCUUUCUGGUUGUUUAUCAAAUCAAUGCUUUCAGUUCUUUUCACUCUUAAUUUUUCCUGCAGCUUCAAUUUUGUCUGUGAUUUUCUUUCUUGUUUUAAUAUAUUCGAUAAAUAUUUAUAUUUUUAAUUAAUUCAAGAAUUUAUUUGGUUCAUAAAUAAAUAUCGAUUCAUUCAAA